AUGCAGGCCUUCCAGGACGCGCUACGUUGCAGGUUUAUCCCGAGGUCCGCAAGGGAGCAGGCUAUGGCGGAACUGAGAAAGCUUAAACAGGGAAAACUCUCAAUAGAGCGUUGCAUUGAGAAAUACCAGUCUUUGGUGAACCGAAGUCCUAUGGUGGAUGCGGAGCUCCACUGCAAUUGGUUUAUAGCGCGGCUAGCCCCCGAAGUGAGGCAAACAGUGACGUGCUGGGCCACGGACAGGGAAAUGAGGAGCGAAAAAGUGGAACUCGCUGACAUGAUGAAAUACCUCCCCAUAAUGGAAGGAAAAAAAGCCACAUCCACAGCCUUAGCUGAAAAAGAAGAAAAUUGGCCUAGGAACGAUCCCGAUUUGGAAUCAAUGGAUAUUGGGGCUGUGAACACCAAGCCAGAUAAACACGGGGCUAGAGGCGGCUACCUGAAGGGGCCACGGGAGAUAACGGCCGCACUUACAGACCCACCUCAAGACAAUUCAGUACUUGUACAAGUACGAAUGGAGGUACACGAUUUAAUGGCCCUACUCGAUACGGGAUGCGAAGUGGAUAUGAUAUCGGGAGCUGCAGCAAGGAGAUGCAGCCUACCGGUCUACUCAUUGGCGCAAUCUCUGAGGCUACGCUUCGCAGAUGGCAGGCAGGAUACUAGAAUCGACAAAACUAUGGGCGUAAAAUGCUCCAUCAGCUCCAAUACAGGGCACAUUCCUAUGACUAGGGACUUCUACGUUGGAUCUGUUCACCACGGCAUAAUCCUAGGCACGCCAUGGGUGACCCAGUGGAAGGCGCAAAUGCGUUCCUCUGAUGCUGCCAUCGAGGUCAUUCCGCCUGGAAGUGAUGAGUGCACCUCGCAGCUCUCCCAACGGCAUUUCCAUCCUCUAUGGUUCGAGAUGUGGAGACCGUGUCCGAAGAAAAGGGGAGCGGCGAGGCUCCCGCACUGCGCAGAGGUGCUGCAGAGAAUAAUGGAGACACGCACGCACUCCGUCGUGAUGGUCUGGUGA
This is a messenger RNA of Eimeria mitis, 1005 nucleotides long. RefSeq lists its product as uncharacterized. Bases 1 to 1005 code for a protein of 334 amino acids. Lineage: Eukaryota; Apicomplexa; Conoidasida; Eucoccidiorida; Eimeriidae. The record is from RefSeq and is a predicted model, not a curated record. The transcript has 2 exons.